Messenger RNA from Dermatophagoides pteronyssinus (European house dust mite), 3754 nucleotides. Its product is annotated as oxidation resistance protein 1-like. The record is from RefSeq and is a predicted model, not a curated record. Gene Ontology annotation, biological process: response to oxidative stress. Gene Ontology annotation, cellular component: nucleus. Lineage: Eukaryota; Metazoa; Arthropoda; Arachnida; Sarcoptiformes; Pyroglyphidae.
UCUGAUUCCAUGACAAAACUGUAAAUUGAAUUGAAAAGAUUCUCUCAACAACAACCACAUCCACAUAAACAUUGUGUGUUUGUUUAAAUAGUGUCCUAUAUUAGCGUCCAUCAAAUGAAUUGAUCAUUAUUAAUCCAAGACCAAAUGAGCAAUGAUAACAAACAGUGUGAUUCGGUUAUAUCACCAUCACCACCGCCGACCACCACCAUCAUUGAUAAUAAUCAGCAAUCACCAUCAUCUGAAUCAUCGACGACGGCGGCGGCGACGUCCAAGACCAGUGGUCAGCAGCAGCAGAUGAACGAUGCCAAUGGCAACGACAAUGAUGAUACCAGUAAUGCCAACAAUCAACAACACAAUAAACAACAACAGAAAAUGCAAUUAUCUCGUUCCUUAACACAACCGCAAGGAACCAUUGAAUACGUGGUUGCAGCCCAUGAUACUAUCACUUCUGUAGCUGCACGUUUCCAUACAACACCAUCCGAGUUGGCCCGUAUCAAUCGUCGUUCUGGCCAUUUCAUCUUCCCAGGACAGGUAUUAUAUGUUCCGAAAUCCAAUCCUGUAUCUAGCCUUUCGGCUGAUGUUAUCGACCCAAGUGGUGGUACAUUACUAGUGAGACAAAGCUCCGAUAUUGGUGUCGGUGUUCCACCUAACACACCGAAUGACCCAAAAUCCCAAUCACCGUCACGACAACAACAAACAUUGACUAGUGAUAGCAAUCAACAACAACAACAAUCAAUCUCUGCAUUACCCGGUCAUGCGGAACGCUGUUGUCGGCCGUUAUCUCGACAAAAAGAUAAUAACACUCUUUCAAUGGAUUGUGUGUUUAUGGGCAGCAGCCGCGAUGAUUCGACCAACAACAAUUCUUCUAUCCUCAUAGAUUACCCUCUCACUCAUACCAGUUCUGAACCAGUUGUGAUUGGCACUGAUAAUCACCAUCAUCAUCUCCAUUCCGAAUCAAUGUCAUCAUCAUCCAAACAACAACCACAACAGACAAUCGAUCCGGCUGAUCGUGAAUGUUUGGAGCGUUUUCUCAAAAUAAACGUUCGUUACAUAACCGAUGGACAAGGUGUUGUGAGUGGCGUAUUGUUGGUCACACCCAAUGCAUUAAUGUUUGAUCCGAACGUUUCUGAUCCUUUGGUGGUGGAACAUGGAUCCGAAUCCUAUAAUGUUACUGUACCGAUUGAGUUGGUAUUGAAAACGGCACUCUAUUCCGAUAUCGCUCAUAUGCGUGUCAAACAUGCUCCUGAAGCAGUACCAUCCGUUCCCAAACCAUCGGUUUAUUAUGCCAGCGACGAAGAUAGUAGCGGUAUUGUCGAGGAGAAUCUAAAGAAUGUCUAUGCAAAAAAAGCUAAAACCGGUUUCGAUACCAUCGGUAAGGUGAGUGAAGAGGAUAAAUCCGAUUCCGAACAUCAACCACCAGACGAAUUCAAAGACGCUGUCGAACAUUUACAGCAAACGAAAACAUCAUCGACCGGCUCAUCAAUCGAAGCGAAUGAACAAUCAACUAAACAAUCAUCAUCUCUAAUGUCUACCGAGGUUCAGAUUGGCGAUGAAGAUGCCAGCAGCAUGAAUCGUGUAUCGAUCGAAAUCGAAAACAGCGUCGACGAUUUGCAUGAUGAUGAACCAUCCACCACGACCACCGAGGCUACCACCAAUUUCAAUACAUCCAUCGAUGUCAAUUCCAGCCUUGAUCUGAUGAUGACCUCCAUGGAUGAUGCCGAUCUUGUUGCAUGCGGCAAUACUGGAUCCUUAUCAUCGAGUGGACCCGAAAGUCAGACGAAACUGGCUAGAAAACCAUUGGCCUCCACACAUAUGGCCAAAAUGACAUUGGCCGAACGACAUUCAGCACCAUUGCAGCCAUCGAACAUUGCACAUGAUGCCAUUCAUUCAGCCGACAGUGUCGAACACAAAGCCUUGCAAUCGGCUAUUUCGGCUGAAGAAACAUGCUCCGAUCCGGUUGUCAUGUUGAGACAUUCGAAUCGGUUGUCAGCUGCAGGUGAAAAUCGUCGUGGCCAGAUGCUAAAACGAUUAUCAAAUCCGGUGGACGCUAUCGGCAAUCUGACCAAAUCCGGCAUAAGCUCAGGGAUCAAUGCAACCAAAUCGGGUUUCAAUGCCACCAAAACUGGCAUCAGCAAAGGAUUGAAUGCCACUCAAUCGGGCAUCAGUACCGGUUUGAAUGCCACCAAAUCCGGCCUAACCACAACGAUGAAUGUCACGAAAACCGGAUUCAAUCGGGUGUUGGCCACUCCGAAAAACUUGAUGGAUUUUUCCUCCGGUUUAGUGCGUGAUGCGAAAGGGGCAUUGGCACCGACCGCAUCCAAAAGUGAUAUUAAUCUUCAUGAGCAUUUCGACACCAGUAGUGAGCAACAACAAAUGUCCGAUGCAUCAUCGAUCAAACCAGUGGGCUAUUGUAAUAUGGUCAAUACAAAGAUUGAUGCCUUUGAAAAUUUCGACAAACUAAUUCCGCGACCGGCCAGAGUGAAUAAAGAUACGCCAUUAUAUCUCUGCAUUCGAAUGGGCAAAUAUAAGAAAAAUAAUCCUAAGCGUAGUAUGCAACGAUUUUCGCCCAUUUCUUCUUUCGGUAAGAAUGGAUAUGAACGCGAAUAUUGGUUCAGUGUGCCGAAAGACAAGGCGAAAAAUUUGUAUCAUUUCUUCAAGAAGUGGGCUCCCGAAAUCUAUGGUGAUGUGGACGAUAUUAGCGGUUGUGAACAACGUGGCCUUGAGCCCAUCAACACCGAUGAUGAAUAUGAUCUGGACGAUGACGAUGACGAAGUCAGUGGUGUUCAAAUGAUCGAUAGUGCAUCGGCAGCAUCUUCCACAUCAGGUAAUGCACGACGUCGGUCCUAUCAGCGUACACCAUCGAAUGCCCUUGAAGGAUCCAUUGGCCAUGAUGACGGUGACAACAAAUCCUCGUUGGAUGUAGCAUCCGCAAAUCGUCAGCGUUUUUGGCGUCGAAGUCCAUUGCAUUUUCUCAAGCUCGUCGAGGAUCAUUUUUCCACCGAAUGGAAUGUUUCGAAUUCAUCGGAAGAGCACAGUUUUGCUGAACGUUAUCAUCUGGAAAUGUCGAAUGAGCCAAUAUUGCCCGAAUUGAUUGGCACGUCCGAAUUGUUGAAUGUGGACAUUAUACAAAAUCUAAUGAAACAUUUGCCGGCUCGUGCUGAAGGCUAUGCAUGGACAUUGAUCUAUUCCACCGCGCAACAUGGUUUCAGUUUGAAUACAUUGUAUCGUGAUAUGAAACAUUUUGAUUCUCCCGUUCUGUUGAUCAUCGAGGAUACCAACUGUGCCAAAUUCGGUGCAUUACUAUCACAUUCGUUAAAGAUAAGCGAUCAUUUUUAUGGUACCGGCGAGACAUUCCUAUUCACAUUCUAUCCGAUUUUCGAAUGUUUUCCAUGGACUGGCGAAAACAUUUUCUUCAUCAAAGGCAAUAAUGAUAGUAUUUCCAUUGGGGCCGGAGAGGGGAAUUUCGGUCUUUGGCUUGAUGGCGAUCUUUACCAUGGCAGUUCACAUCCAUGCAAAACAUUCGGCAACCGAACAUUGUCAUCGGAAGAGGAUUUUGUGGUGAAAUCUAUCGAAUGUUGGGGUUUCGUCUAGUCCAGUUAAUCAGUGUAAUCAUCAUUAUCAUCUCUCUCAUCAUCCGUAUCAUUGUUAUCAUUGUUAUUGCUGUUAUUGCAAUUUUUUUGGUCCGACAAAUGAAAAUGGUGAUUGUUGUUAAUCGUUAAAUUGUUAUUGUCGUUUUAGCAAUGGGAGCCAUGUU